Messenger RNA from Aquila chrysaetos chrysaetos, 2465 nucleotides. RefSeq names its product translation initiation factor IF-2-like. The transcript is spliced from 2 exons. The record is from RefSeq and is a predicted model, not a curated record. Bases 1786 to 2415 code for a protein of 209 amino acids. Lineage: Eukaryota; Metazoa; Chordata; Aves; Accipitriformes; Accipitridae.
UAAAAUCAAGUCUUAGCGAGUUCUCUGACAUAGGACAAAGUCAUUAGCCGAAGGGAAAAGGCUUGGCAUGGGAGCGUGGGCUACCUUCCUCUUCUGACCUAGAUUCAGUGACAAAGUCCCGUGUCCUCCCCGAAAAUUACAGUUUCCAGUCAAGGAGAAAACUUGAUCAUCGGAAGAGCAGGAGAGGAGUGAAGUUACUCUUUUUCGGGGAAGAGUCCUUGCAGGAGUAAUUCAUCCCGGAUCAUUCUUGGGGGGAUCAAUGUGUAUUGUAUCGCUAAUGGCAGAACAAAGAUUACAAGCAGGACGGACAGUUUCAGGACAUCAGGACACGGGGAAGUAGCAGGUGGGAGGAAUCCGAUUUAAGAGCUAAGAGCUUCGUUGCCUCUAACGACCCGGUGUAAGAGACUUGGGGGUUUCAAGAAGUAGUUUAUUAUUAUUCUGACGGUAGCGGUUUCUCCUCAUUUGUAAGACAAUGAUGUUUAAUAUUCACCGAGGAGUAGUGAGGUGGUAUUUGAAGCCCACUCCCCGGCGCCAAGGGCAGCCUUCCCAUUCGCACAUUGCUGCGGCUGCCGGGCUGCUCUGCGCCUGCAGGGGCCAUUCCCUGCGGGGUCGCCGGGCCGAGGAUCCCGGGGGGCCGACCCCCCAUUCCCUGCGGAGCCACUCCCGCCGGGCCUGGGCCGGGCACCUCCCCGAGGGGCUGCAAAGCGACCCCAUCCUCGGGGGCGGAGGGCUAUUAAGCGACAUUUACAAACUCAACCGACUUCAGACCCCGGUGUUAGAGCAGCCGGCGGGGACGGGCGCUGCCCCACCGGCCUCGUCGCCGGCUUCACUGGGGAGGCGGGGGCUGAGCACCCCCGGGCUGCGGGCGGGCAGGGGCUAGGCACACUCGAGGCGAGAUUUAGCAGGUAUCCCAAGACCGCUUUGUUUUGCGAUUGCCAUCCAUAAAACAUCUAUGCUAAGAAUGAGAACAAAGCAGAGCCCAGGUAACUCUCGCUGCAACUGCUGGCUGGCGUUAAGGACGGGCACGCUUUCGGAUAAUCAAAAUAAUGUCUCAGCUGAUGCCAAAUAGGUCUCUUUAUCCAGCAGCUAAAUCAUUUAAAGUGCUGUUUUGGUGGUUUGGUUUCUUCGGGUUUUUUUAAAGACUCCGAAUCUACCUAAUCUUUCGCCUCCCUCUCCCUCUUUCCGUAAUUUUCCUCUCUAAGAAAAGCUUGUACGUGUUUGUAUAAAAUUCGAGCACGUUGCGGAGAAGGAGAGGGAGAGAAAGUGGGUGCGGUACAUAAAAACUAUAACACCAGGUAGCCUCAGAUAUGUGGGUGAUACGUAUAUGUUUAUUCGCACCAGAUAUUUCUACAUCUGGUAGGCAAGGCGUCGGGCUCUGCAUCUGCCCACCUCUGUGUACUCCUAUGGAAGAAACCCCUCUGAAAUCGCUUUACGUAUGCCGGUGCGUGUAUAUAUGUGCGUGCGGAUAUACAGGCAGAUAGGUAGAUAGAUUGCACUCACGUAAUCUGCUCGUGUCUAUCUAGCUGGGAGGAUUAGUUAUCUCUGCAUCUAUUGAGAAUUAACAAGGGCGAGAGAUUAUGUAUCAAGGUACAGACAACGGCUAUGAAUAUGAAACCCUACGUACAUAGGUAAGACGGAUUCAGCCAGCCACUCAGCUGCAAAGCUCUUCUUUAGGGCUGCCCUGCCUUAUUGCCUCCGAGCCCUGAGACAGUUUCCUCCGCCGGGGGUUAAGAAGGAGAAGGCUCGGCGCUGAACACCCCUGCUUUUCACAUCCGAAAAUGACAUAUGUCACCGCCGUGCCUGGACUUUGCUGGAAACCGGCAGCCUCCCCCCACCCCGCCACACACCCCUUUUGUUCCCGGCCAAAUAAACGUUUCGGAGGAGCUGGGGAAGGGUGUUACGCCAGAAGGGCAGAGGCGGCGGGAGGGCCGCGCUCCCCUCACCACCCCCCGGCCCGGAGGACGUGGCUGCGCUCCGGGAGCCCGGCGGGAAGGGGCCGGGGCCGGGCGAGGGGUGCUUCAGGACGGGGGGUCCUUGCCACGGCGGGAGCGGGGCGCUCCCCGCCCGGAGAGCGGCGCCGGGGGCGGCGGCGGCGGAGGGCAGAGCGGAGGGCUGUCGGGCCGGGCCUGCCGCACCGCCGGGUGCGGAGAAGGGGCCGCGGCUCCAGCCGGGGGACAGCAGCGGCAGGCGGGAGCUGAGGGGCGGGAGAGGGGGAGCUGGGCGGCCGAGGAGGCCGGGGCGCGGAGGCAGGGGCCGGGGCGGUGCACGGCGAGGUCUCUCCGCCGCGCAGGACCGUAUUUUGCGGCAGAAACUCUCUUGAGCGCAGACAAUGGAGCGGGAUGUUUACUGCGGGCGGGGAGACAAUUAGCAAUUCAUCGGGAGAGAUGUGUCACCCAAAUGUCACGGGGAAGCUAACAUGACAUCUGUUUUAAUGGCUCCGUGCUAAUAAACUCCUCUCGAAGGGC